AUGUGGAGCCCACUCAAUGAGGGCUUGAAGCCGAGACUCAGCCUGAAAGUCUCUCAGCACAUCGAGCAGGCAGGCCACACCUGGUACAUCGUCGAAUGCGAGCUGCUGGCACUGUCAGGGGAGCAGGAGAUGGCAUUGAGAUGGGAGUCUCCGAGAAGACUGUCCCAGCUGCGCGGAGAAUUGCAUGACCGAAUCAAGUUCACCAUGGACUCAGCUGAGUACAGAUCACUCUUCGAGGAUGCACCUUUUGCACACUCGGGUGGACCCAGUGGCACCACAACACGCUUAUUUGUUUGGCUGUCGCGCUUAGCGGCUUUGGUGAACAAGCAGGAGGUGACGCCUGCUGUGGCAGCGUUGACACUCAGCUUCUUUCACGCCCCGCUCUCAUCUGCAGUGCAAACACUGUUGCCACGGAACAGUGACGCUGGACGCCCCCACCCCGCAACAUGUCAAUGUUGUAGGGGCUAG
This is a messenger RNA of Durusdinium trenchii, 468 nucleotides long. The record is from the annotation of a GenBank genome assembly. NCBI's taxonomy places the organism in Eukaryota, Dinophyceae, Suessiales, Symbiodiniaceae.